AGGUUUGGUGAAGCUGUGGAGCUCUCUGACUCUGCUGGGCUGCUACCAGAACCAGACCUGCGCCUUCAGAGUGCUGCAGGUGUCUCCGUUCCUCUUGGCUCUGACAGGAAACAGUCGUGAUCUUCAUCUGGACUGAUCUUCAUCAUGAGUCUCCUGAGGAGCGUCUUCCUCAGAAGGAGGUGCUGCUCCUCCUCCUCCUCCUGUCUGUCCCUCCGUCUGCUCCACGUGGGCCAGCGCGCCUCCCUCACCAAGGCCUUCUCCUCCAGGGACGUGGAGGUGUUCUCCCGUCUGACGGGGGACACCAACCCGCUGCACCUGGACCCCGGCUACGCCCGCACCACCUCCUUCGGGGCUCCUCUGGUCCACGGCGUCCUCCUCAACGGGCUCAUCUCCGCCGUGCUCGGCACCAAGAUGCCCGGCCGCGGCUGCGUGCUCCUCCACCAGGAGAUCCGCUUCCCCGCCCCCCUCUACCUGGACGAGGAGGUGCUGGCCGAGGCCGAGGUCCUCAGGGUCAAGAUGUCCUUCGCCUUCAUCGCCGUCUCCUGCUCCGUCAGGGACAAGGUGGUGAUGGAGGGGGAGGUGGUGGUCAUGAUGCCUGAGGAGCAGCAGGGGAGGGAGUAGGAGGAGGAGGAGGAGGAGGAGGAGGAGCAGAGGAAA
Centropristis striata (black sea bass) is the source of this 657-nucleotide messenger RNA. It is a transcript of the gene rpp14, whose product is annotated as ribonuclease P/MRP 14 subunit. The coding region runs from base 145 to 621 and encodes 158 amino acids. Gene Ontology annotation, cellular component: ribonuclease P complex. The transcript is spliced from 2 exons. Gene Ontology annotation, biological process: tRNA 5'-leader removal. The record is from RefSeq and is a predicted model, not a curated record. NCBI's taxonomy places the organism in Eukaryota, Metazoa, Chordata, Actinopteri, Perciformes, Serranidae.